This is a messenger RNA of Colias croceus (clouded yellow), 562 nucleotides long. RefSeq names its product ragulator complex protein LAMTOR4 homolog (gene Lamtor4). Gene Ontology annotation, cellular component: lysosome; Ragulator complex. Gene Ontology annotation, molecular function: guanyl-nucleotide exchange factor activity. The transcript has 3 exons. Bases 269 to 562 code for a protein of 97 amino acids. Gene Ontology annotation, biological process: positive regulation of TOR signaling; cellular response to amino acid stimulus. NCBI's taxonomy places the organism in Eukaryota, Metazoa, Arthropoda, Insecta, Lepidoptera, Pieridae. The record is from RefSeq and is a predicted model, not a curated record.
GGUACAUAGGUAGGUAGGUACUACAUUUGAGUGAUUUGACAAUUCGAUAAAUAUUUCGAUACUUCCACUACAUUACAAUUUACAUUAUAGUAAUUAUUUUAAUAAGUAUUAGGUCAUUCGAUAUUUCUAUUUCAGCUAAAUUUUUACAUGUUAUAAUCACAAAUUAUUGUUUAAAACGUUUUAUCUAAUUAAACUUGUUACAUGAUAGAAUCUUAAGUUUUUGUUCAAUACGAAUGAGUUUUGUAGAAGUAUCCUAAUUUCAGCUAUAAUGGAAAAAAUUCCAGACAAACUUGGUUAUUUGAUAUUAACAGAGGACGGGGCGGUACUUGAAUCUGGCGGCGAACUUGAAAACGACGAACGUGUUGCUACGAUUGUUACUGAUCUUAUCAGUUUAUCCAAUAGUGUGGAUCCUAUAGCCUUUGGACCAAAUGAACCAUUCAAGAAAAUAUCUAUAGCAUAUGAAGAUCAUUGGUUUGUCAUAUGCUUGUCUAAUAAGAAGAUACAUGUGGUAAAGCGCAGCAUACAAGCACCUGCUUCUGAAGGAAUUGCUGUCAAUGUAUAA